Pyrus x bretschneideri (Chinese white pear) is the source of this 867-nucleotide messenger RNA. RefSeq lists its product as uncharacterized. The record is from RefSeq and is a predicted model, not a curated record. Gene Ontology annotation, biological process: shoot system development; root development. NCBI's taxonomy places the organism in Eukaryota, Viridiplantae, Streptophyta, Magnoliopsida, Rosales, Rosaceae. The transcript has a single exon. Bases 1 to 867 code for a protein of 288 amino acids.
AUGGCUGCCAAGUACAAAGUCAGAUCAAUCAGCCUUCCCUUAAGAUCACCCCCCUCCACUCUUAGGGUUGAAGAACAGCUGAGUAGGCUCCAAACAUCUUCAUCUUCUGCUUCAAUCUGCAAAGAUCUAUGUGGACUAGAGGAGUUGUAUGAUUGUGUGGAUGAUCUUUUACAGAUGGCAUCAACCCAACAACUCCUUUCUCAUUACCAACAAGACAAGUGUAUGGAUGAGUUGUUGGAUGGAUCACUGAGGCUCUUGGACAUAUGUGGCAUCACAAGGGAUGUCAUGUCACAAAUCAAGGAACAUGUUAGAGACCUUCAAUCUGCUCUUAGGAGGAGAAAGGGAGACUCAAGCUUCAUUGCAAAUUACAAUUGCUUCAGAAAGAAGAUGAAGAAGGAUGCCAAGAAAUUGAUCACAUCACUGAAGCAAGUAGACAACAAAGCAUCACAACAUCUAGAACAAGAUCAGCAUGCUUCCGCGGUAACUCGAGUUCUUAAAGAAGUGUUUGGUAAGAACAUGUCUAUCUUUCAAUCCCUAUUGGUCUUCCUAGCAGUUCCAGUCUCAAAGCCAAGGUCAAAAAAGUGGACUUUGGUAUCAAAGUUUAUGCACAAGGGAGGGAUAGCAUGUGAAGAUCAGAAUGAGGAUAUUAAUGGCCAUGAGUUGGAUGUUGUUGAUGCUGCUGUCUACUCUCUAUGCAAAUCUUCAUCGACUCCUACAGAAGGUGAUAAUGUUGAGAAGAUUCAAAACGCACAUAAAAAAUUGGAGGCUUUGGAAGUCACCGUUGAAGGCCUUGAGAAUGGUUUGGAUAGCGUUUUUAGGCGCUUGAUUAAAACAAGAGUUUUUCUUUUGAACAUAAUCUCACAAUGA